AUGAAGAUCCCCAACCUGCCCACGACCAACGCCGGGCUCGCAUUGAACAAACUUGAAGAAAGUCUCAAAUUGUUGAAAGAUACUGGUGACGCGUGGUCAUUCAAGAAGGCCGAAUUAUUGGCUAUCAUUGCCGACUUUGAACGAUUGACGAACGAGAAAAGCCAAGUCUGUAAUGUCUUAUCGGACGAUCCCCUGCGUAGCACAAUGGAUGGCGACGUCAGAAAAAGCGCUCGCAACUUCCACGCCGAUGUGAUGUCUUUAUAUGACCUUAUGUGGUCAUCUGAAGCAACUACCAUCGAUGACCAGGCUAGUUUUGUGAUUCCAAAUGCCACCACCCCCCUUUCAGUCUCACCCAUGAAGAAGCUGCAAUGGAUGAAACGUGGAACGUUGAAAGAUCGCAUUGCGCUACUGCGACGAAAAAGAGAUCAGAUACUUCCUCGUCUCCGUGCGUAUGUUUCAGAUCACGACCCAGACGCGGAUGGUGCCCCGUUACCUGAACCCAGUGGUCUCAAUGACAGCGAGUCUAUCGAGCGUCCACAGAUAUCAGACGCAACCAUCGAUACGCAUGAGCAUCUGGCCUCUUCCAAGUUGGAACGCACUUUUCGGGUCGUAAACGACACCAACCCAAGUCAGAAUCGAGAUAGCAUAAGCACCCAGUUUAGCUCCACGAGCACCUCUCCUCCCCCAUACCCGCAACUCGACCGGGGGAUUGCUAACUUGAAUGAUGAUUGUCAGAGUCAAGAUUCAGAGCUUGGUGCUUUGGUUUCUUCUCGAUGUGGCAGCGUCGAGGACACUACUGACAGUGGUGCUGGCGCCGAACCCUCGCGUGCUGCUCCAAUCCCUCACUCACACCAAAGAGAGCAGAAUGUUCAGCUGAGAAUGAGUGUCAUGUCGAGCACAACUUAUGCCACAGCACCAUCGACGCUUGCGUCUGAGGGGAGCAUUCGGAGCCUGUCCUCUAUACCCUCGCUGGAUGACUGA
Molecule: messenger RNA, 981 nt
Organism: Mycena indigotica
Lineage: Eukaryota; Fungi; Basidiomycota; Agaricomycetes; Agaricales; Mycenaceae
Exons: 11
Coding region: 1-981 (326 amino acids)
Source: RefSeq, a predicted model, not a curated record